Amoebophrya sp. A120 is the source of this 975-nucleotide messenger RNA. The record is from the annotation of a GenBank genome assembly. Lineage: Eukaryota; Dinophyceae; Syndiniales; Amoebophryaceae.
AUGGCAAAGAGGACGAGCGAUGCGAAGAUAAUUGUGAUGCGAUUUGCUUGUCUCCACAGUCGAGAAGCGACGGAAGUACGUCGACGUGCCCACGUAGCGGAUUGUGGGACAGACUAUCGAGGUGUUCAAUUUUGUCGACAAGGUCGUCGAGAUCCCAACCGUGAAAAAAAUCCAAAAGUUUUUCACGGUGCCGCAAAUCGAGAAAGUCGCAAGGUAUUUCAAUUGAUUUUGAUUCCUUGCAUUUACAUAGUUCAUCUAAUGUCCAGGGCAGUUUAGGUUUACGUCGAAAGGCUUUCGUGUUGGUGUUUCUAACUGCUAACGUGGCCUACAUCUCGCGACGGUGCGCUGCUACACGUGUCGUGUAGGGGUAGAGACACGUUAUGAAUUGUCUUGCAUGCCCUACAUCGGGAGACAGAGUGACGCAAAAUCUGUGCUUGUAGUUCCUACUGUUUAUGCAUGCGUACCCAUACCGCCGCAACGUCCCGCACCGUACACAACAACGAACAAAACAGAUACGUCGACAAGCAUGUGCCACUGAGCCAGUAGCAGAUCAUAGAGAAUCCGAAAAUCGAGUAUGUCGACAAAAUCGUCGAGAUGCCAAACGUCCGCAAUGUCCAGAAGAUCGUCGAGGUACAGAUAUUUUUAUAUUUGUCUUGCAGGUAGUACCGCUUGGCACACAGACAUACGGUGGUGUUACUUAUCAUGCAUGAAACGAAGACACACGACACACACAUGUUGAUCUCCACAAUCGCAGGUACUGGAGAUCAAGUACGUCGACAAGGUUGUGGAUGUCCCGAAAAUUGUGUACAUCGAGAUUGUUACCCGGGAAUUACCAGGGACUACAGCCUCCAAGAGGUAAGAAACAAGAGGAGCGAUGCGAUACCUGCGAUGCGGUUUGUCGAUGUUCUUUGCGACGGUAGCAGGUACUUACAGGAUAGAACCACGUUCCGUGAUUGUUCCCUCUAUCGACGGUGA